UACUAGUUAUACUAUUGGAGUGAGAGCAUAUACUAGUAUUGGACCAGGAGAAUGGACUGAUAGAGAAUAUACUGCUGCUCAAAUUUUUGCAUUUGUAAGUCAAUACUUUUCUAUAACAAAGUUCAGUUCUAAAGCAGUGAUAGCUGUCUGGAGUUCAGUUCCUGGAGCUAGUCAUUAUACUGUCUAUUAUGAGUCAACCAAUAGCUCCGGAUCCUCAAGAAAGAAGAGACAAGUAGAGACAGAAAUGAGAGUAUUCUCAGGUGAUACUACUGAAGGUCUAAUAGGAGGAUUAGAUCCUAAUCUGAACUACUUGUUCUCUAUAUCUACAUCAUUUAAUGUUAAUGGAACCAUUUAUGAAGGAGAGAGGACUCAACCAAUGCCACCAGGCAUUAUUGUAAUUCCUACUAUAACUGUUGUAACGUCAUCAACAGCAAGUGAUACUCCAACUCCUACUAUUGUAUCAAGCACUUCAUCAGUCAUUAGUGUUACAGGAUCAUCAACAAUGUUUUAUUCUACUGAAACAACUACCAUGACAACUCCAUUGACUACUGCAUUGACUACUGCAUUGACUACUGCAUUGACUACUGCAUUGACUACUGCAUUGACUAUUCCAUUGGCUACUGUAUCAGCUACUGUAUUAGUGGAUAGUGGAGUAAAUACUGGAGUGAUAGUUGGUCUAAGUAUAGCUCUCACUGUUUCAUUAGUACUGGCUGUAAUUAUAAUUAUUAUACUGGCCCUAGCUUUGUACAUAAAAACAACUAACAUUAAUCAAAAAAGUGUACAAUUACAUAGAAAAUUAGAUAAUGACAUUGCAAUGAAGUGCAGUCCAGCUUAUACUACAACUGAAUUUACAAAUACUGCUGAUGAUAUACUAAUGAAGGAUAGUCCAACAUAUGAUACAGUACAACGAACACAAUUAACUGUUGAGCCAGUGUAUGAUACAGCUGGGCUCAAGACUACUACUACACCUGCUGAAUAUGAAAUACCAACAGUUUCAUGAUUUGGUGCACAAUGCAACAUUAAA
Amphimedon queenslandica is the source of this 1024-nucleotide messenger RNA. Its product is annotated as putative GPI-anchored protein pfl2. NCBI's taxonomy places the organism in Eukaryota, Metazoa, Porifera, Demospongiae, Haplosclerida, Niphatidae. The record is from RefSeq and is a predicted model, not a curated record. The coding region runs from base 245 to 1000 and encodes 251 amino acids. The transcript is spliced from 8 exons.